UAGCGAUUUGUGCGCAUGUACGGUUGGCUGGCGCUCUUGAGUUUAGCCUCUCGGCUGGUUUGGACAUGGGUUCACUUGUGGGACACAAAGAACGCCCAUUCCUCUCCCAUUCCGCUUAUUCACAUGGAAAUAUCUCAGGGUAACGGGGCACGGAGGGCCGCUAGAUCUGCGGAUAAACAGUUCUGCUUUCCUCGGUGAAACAGUUCAGACAGGGAAACAGACUCGUGCUAAAAAUGUUCGGCAGAAAGCACGAGUCCACGAACAAGGUGUCGAGGUUCUUACCUGACUGGGUGAAGUGUGGACAAGAAAAGGACAAGCAGUUGAGAGGCUUACGGGAGGGCCGUCUGGAGGGCAUUCCUGAGGAACCUGGGAAGAAGACUAAAGGGCGUCCUCCAAUCAUGACUGAGACUUACGACUCGUUCCCAACCUUCGACGUGCGGAAAACCUCGCCGCCGAAACCAGGCGGGCGGAGACGGGAGUCCAUCAGCCACACGUUACAGCUCGCGCUGUCGCAGACUCGACCUGAGCUGCCCGUUCUCAGUCACCCCGUGGCGCUGUCCGAUCUCACGGCGCCUGACCAGCAGGGGUGGCUGUACUCAGAGACGGACGGCAACAGGUACUGGUGCGUGGUAGCGGACAUGUUGUUCUGCAUGUUCGAGCAGGAAACUUCAGAACAAGCCGCCAAGGUUCUCGUCUUACCCGGCUACGACGUCAGAGCUCUCACGUUCCAGUCGGAAAAGGUCCGUGCGGAGGCGAGCGAUCCGGACUGCUGCGCCGAGCGCGACGAAAAACGACAAGACACUCUCAAGAGAGCGCGUAGCCUGACCACCUCGGGGAUGGGAAAGUACCAGUUCAAACUCUCGUACGAAAACUUCGAAGACGCGGAGUUAGUGUUCAGCGCCGAGGACGAAGCUGAGGUACAGUCUUGGGUGGAAACGCUAACGGCGUCCUCCGAACUAGACCCCGACUUCUUCACGGAUUCGGGCACUGAGCAAGAUGGCGAGAGCUCGGAGGAGAACGCAGUCUCGAGGCUAAGCGCGUACAAACCGUCUCCAAAGCAGGCUAGAAAGAGAAUGGAGCUCGUCAACCAGUCAACAUGCAGUAGCAGCGAUUCGGAAGACGACCAGAGACGUGUUCAAAUCGCACCCAUAUCCUCUUUACAGACUCCGACCAAAGAUAAGGGAGCGCUGAGUCGGGAAAGCAGUCCUAGGACAUCGCCGCAACUAUCUCGCAAGGCGGCGCUGCACUCCCCAAAACCUAAGGUAGUCUCCAAACUCUUCAGCGGCAACAAGUCACCAAUGCAACAGAGGAAAAAGAAGUUAGGGGCUAACAUCGUACACAAAGUGUCUACGUUAAAAGACAAAGUAGCCGGACAGCUUGUUCGAUCGAAGUACAUGAGAAGCGAUUCCAACACGAAAUGGGAAGAUGCAGUGAUCUCUGGGCAGCUUCACAGGAAGGGCAAACUGUCAUGGUCCAAGUGUUACUGCGUUGUGAGCGGCAGCAAGGUCUACUGCUACAAGUCACAGAAGAUGGAAGGUGAACCUGACGCCGUAGUCUCGCUCGCAGGCACCACGGUGGAGAGCUACGAGACAGAGAAAAGACCCCAUUCUUUUAAAAUCACCGAGGCCAAUGGCAAGACUAUGGUGUUGUCAGCGAUGGACGCAGUCGAACUGAAUCGGUGGAUGACAGUACUCAAGGCCACAGCACACACAGACGAAGAGGACGGCAAAAUCUCCAAAGGCAGUUUUUCAAGCAGCUCGGGCUCCGAACCCCAAACCCCGAGCAUCAUCAUAUCGCAAGAAGACGACGGUUCUUACGAAGAGGAUUCCGAUAGGGAUUUUGAGAACAACCAAAGCAUCUCUAGAUACAGGUAUUCCAAAAAGAGCUUCCAGGAUAGCUAUGGAAUUUUCGAGAAGCACCUACCAGGACCAAACAACGAAGGGUUGCUACUCGUGGACGACAGUGAUGAAAAGUCCAGUGCAACGGGUGACGACUGGACGGGCAUGUUUGCCGGGGAGUCGGGAGACGAGUCCGACACGUCAGACGAGGAAGACUCUGCGUUCCUAGUUCCGCCUAUAAGAAACAAGAGUACCUGGGCGUCGGUUGGUGACCUCCCAGUUGCCAUGGCAAACGAACACGUAAAGAAAACACGAACCCAGUCCGGAGACUCGGGACUGGAGGGACUCAACUUAGAGCACGGCAGGAGCUGGGAAUUCCAAGACGGUGUUGACACGUCGGGGACGGAACUUGAGAUAAAAUGGCAGCAGGAGCUGAGAGAACUGCAGAAGCAACAGCUACUCGCCGAGGUACUGGCACAAAAAGAACAGAUCCUGCAGAAGAAGAGCGUCCUCCCCUCGCCAGUCGAGGUCGAGAGAAAGAAAGAAGAGAUCGCAGCCAAGUACGAGAGAGCUCAGGAGGAGGAGGAGCUCCGUGCGCUGAGGAAAACAACCAUCCUCAACCAGAGGAGGAACUCAGCACAACUCAAGGUGGACGGAAUCACCAAGAGAUUACAGCUACCCAAGAGCAAGUCAAAGGCAAAGGACGAUGUUGAGAAGGAAGCCCUGAACAAACAGUUGAACGAGCUAAAGUUAAGGCAGGCAGAUCUGGCGAGGGAACUUUCCGUGAACGAGACACACAAGGCCGAGAUGCUACACAGUCUUGAGUACAAGAAAGGACUCGAACUCCGAAUUAUGGAACAGGAACUUCGCGUGCGGAGUGACUCUCUUGGAAACCAUUCCCUCAGGAGCAUAGAUGAACAGUCUGACCCUGGCAGCAGCCCAGGGUCUCUCAGAAAACAACAGUCCUUAGACACGCCGAAGAAAACAAGCCCGUUCGGAAAACGCAAACACCGUUCCUUGGACGCAAAACGCCCGCAUAACCGCAUAUUCGACGCCCUCGCCAGUCCUCUGAUGUUGCGAAAGCAAGCCGCUGCGUCAGCGAAACACAGGACCUUAGAUGAACCAAUCACAAACGAGAGAGUUACGAGAGUGGACCAACCAGAGGACAGCUCUGAGGAGGAGACAGCUCAUGUGCUGGACUCGAGUUUGAAAGGAGGGAACGAAGGUUUGCAGAAGCCAAGUCCUCCGAGUCCGUCAAAAUCUCCUAGAAACCUAAGGAAAAAGCACCAGUCAGCUAUAGAAACCAGAGACGUGAGUGAAGCACUCAGUCUCCAAGGCGACGGUGACGUCAGAAGACGCUCAAACACAGACCCGGAAACACGUGACGUCAGAGAGGAAGGCGUGAAGGACGGAAUCAGCGCAAGCGCACUAGCUGAGAUAGAGGCGUUUGAAGAACUCAUCAAGAACUUCUCAUCGGCGACAUAACGUGAAGUUGAAACGUGAAGAUUACGCCGGACCGCUGUGAAAUACACGUACUAAUCGAGGAUA
Branchiostoma belcheri (Belcher's lancelet) is the source of this 3386-nucleotide messenger RNA. RefSeq lists its product as uncharacterized. The coding region runs from base 234 to 3323 and encodes 1029 amino acids. The record is from RefSeq and is a predicted model, not a curated record. NCBI's taxonomy places the organism in Eukaryota, Metazoa, Chordata, Leptocardii, Amphioxiformes, Branchiostomatidae. The transcript is spliced from 11 exons.